Ruditapes philippinarum (Manila clam) is the source of this 682-nucleotide messenger RNA. RefSeq lists its product as uncharacterized. The record is from RefSeq and is a predicted model, not a curated record. NCBI's taxonomy places the organism in Eukaryota, Metazoa, Mollusca, Bivalvia, Venerida, Veneridae.
GUACUUUAGGCACAUCCGAGAUGACAAAGAUGUCUUCGUUUUGUUAUUCGCAAAUUACAUAAGUAGAAAACAACUUUCCUUAGUCCUUGACAGGUUUUAUUAAAUUUAGUAGAUGUGUUCUCAUUGAAAUCUAAAAGUGACAUGGAUCGCAUAUUCAAGCUAUCGGAUCAAGAAAAAGAAAUCGUUAAAGAGAUAAGAAGGAAGAACUUUUACAGUGCUGUUGUUCCAUUAAGUUUAGGUAACAUAAUUAUCUGCAGAAUGUUAAUUGUUAGAGGAAGGAUUUCAUCAAAGUAUAGCCUACUUAAAUACACAGGUGCUGUGACGUUAGGUUUUAUGAUAGGGAGAGCAUCUCUUCCAGGCCAAAUAGCCAGAGAGCUAGCGUUACGUUGCCCGGAAGGUGAAUUUAUGAAACUGAAUGAAAAAAUGAAUAACCUAUCGGCUGAAGAAAGAAGAAACCUUCUUACAAAAAUAAGGAAAGGUGAACAAGUAUCACCGGAUUUAUUGGCAGGAUUCCAGCCAUCACCACAAGAUGCUGAACAAACAAGUACCACAGAACCUGUGUUUGAAUCCACAGAUCAACAAGCAAGUGGCGAACAACCUCGAAAGACAGAUUCUGAUAAGCCUUCAUUUUCCUAUGCUGAACAGAGGGGAAAUUAUAAUAAUAGUGCUUCAAUAAACAAAA